Messenger RNA from Penicillium mononematosum, 4044 nucleotides. RefSeq lists its product as uncharacterized. The record is from RefSeq and is a predicted model, not a curated record. Gene Ontology annotation, cellular component: membrane. The transcript has 3 exons. Lineage: Eukaryota; Fungi; Ascomycota; Eurotiomycetes; Eurotiales; Aspergillaceae. Gene Ontology annotation, molecular function: protein binding. Bases 1 to 4044 code for a protein of 1347 amino acids.
AUGGAGAACUCGCCUUCCAUUUCCCUCGUGGAUAAUACCGCCCCACAGCAACCUCCCGGCGAAGGAUCUACACGGCGCACAUCCACCCUCAAUCAAGGAAGCUUGACGAAGCACCUGAGCCGUGCAUCCGUCCAAAGUCAGCUCAAAAAGCGGAAAUACGCAAAAUGGCAACCCGAUAGACUCGGUAUCGCGCCCGACACAAACGACUUGCCCAGCCGAGAAUCCUCCCAGGUGCGCGGGGACUCAAUCUCAGCAAGCUCCCGGGGAGAAGGCAGCGGUGGCAGGGAUGUCGAAACGGCUGACUUCGCGCCAUCGCGAGUCUCGACUAAUAAUGGGAAUGGCAGCGGCAGCGACCAGGUGAAUGGAGUAGAAGACCAGACCAACGGCCGCGAGGACGCCAAAUCGCGCUCGGAAAUGGACGUUCUCUACGAGAACCAGCGGGGCUGGUUCUUUUUCGGUGUCCCACGAUACUCACAUAGCUCGCUAUUGAAUUUCGACCCCAGCCCCUGGAUGACCCAGGACCGCAGAGCCAGUCCUGUUAAUAUCACGAAUGCCCAACUGCCUGAUCCGAGCUGGGAGUGGACGUGGAAGACAUGGUAUGUUGACAUGUCUGGCGAUACCGAUGAGCAAGGAUGGCAGUACUCUUUUUCGUUUGCCUCGUCUUCGUGGCAUGGUACGCAGCCGUGGUUCCAUUCGUUUGUUCGAAGGAGACGGUGGGUGAGACUACGGACUAAGGUCCAUCCACGGCGGAAUCUUGGUCGCUCAGACUUUGAGAAAUCGCACAUGCUUACAGAGGACUAUUUUACUAUUCAUUCGUCCAAGGUCAGAAGUCGGGAGCAGAGCACUACGGGACUGCCCCGGGUGGAAUCUGGAUUCUUGAAUCAGGCGAGCAUGACCGUUGAUGAGGAGUCACAUGUCGAUGAGAUUGGGGAUAUACCGACUUUGAUGCAUGCUUUGAAGUUAGCUUCCAUUGAUCGAGAGAGGAUUGAUGCACUGAAGAAAUUUAUUGAGGUGGGAGGCGACGAGCUCUAUUAUCUGAAUGACAAGAUACCAGAUAUAAUGCCCAUGUUCCUAUUCCAGACCUCCCGCUGGCAAUUUGUAACAUAUCUUUCUGAUGUCAUUCGUGAGCUGUCCAAGCCUUCCACCGAGUCCGAUAAAGACGCCGAUGCAGUCCAACGCAAGAAAGACAAUCUCACCCGUGCCGCAGAAUCUUGCAAGCGCCAUAUCACCGGACCUGAUGUCUUUAAAGGUGAUCAUGGAGAGUCAGGAACGGAAUUGUUAGACUUGACUCCGAUCGCCAAGAAUGAUACAUUAAUGGCUAAGCGGCCGGUCUUGGAGGAGCGUGCGAGGUCGAUGAGGCGGGUUUUCAGGGGCAUUCCCAAGGCUGCUGAGAUUGACCAUGAAGCUCCGGCCACCGCCUACCUGUUCGGCGGCCCAGCAAUUUUCGGGGCAAAAAGGUCCAUCGAAAAAACACCUCAAACAGCAACGCGCCUAAUUCUUGUCUCCUUUCCCAUUCAUGUCUCGGGUGCCAUUGGAGCAUCGUCCCUUAUGCUCUUGCGUGGCGGCCCGUGUCUAAGGAGGCGUCUGUCUGCCGUCUUGGACACUGUCGCGACUGGCCCCGAUGAGCCUCUUUUGUUUCUUUACCCCCGCUGGGCUGCGCCUGCGUUGCAGCGUCGACGGAUAUCUUCCCUGAAGUCGAUUGAUACUCCAGCCAGGUUAGGUCAUAGUUCUGGCAUCCCGUUUCGCACAUCAGUUCGCCCCUGUCCUUCGCUUUCUGGACACUCGCGCCAAUGGAUCUCCUCUGAGUCUUCCUCCCGGUCUCCCGACGAUUCAAAUCCGCAAUCGCCCCCUGCGGUGGCCCGAGAGAAUUCUAAAAUAGGAAAGGGCAAGGAAACUGGCUCCGAUGGUUUGAAUGGAAGUGGUGGAGGACGGCUCUCCACAGAUCAGAAACAACCUGUCAAUUCCCUCGCAGGUGUCGAACACGCCCCUCCAAUGAAACCACUGCGUGGAUUCGCAUUGACGAGAGCGAAGAGAAUACAAAAAGGACGACAGCACAAUAAACCCCUGGACGCCAAACCUUCGCCUCCUACACAGAAGCAACUUUUUUUACGAAAUACAUCGAUUAGAGAUCGGAAGAAGUUGCGGUUUCGAGAAUAUAUGAAGAAGAAAUAUCAAUCUCGUUCAGCAAAGCUCUACGACAAUGCUUGGUUUGAUACUAAGGAGAUUCUGGACGAAGUACAACGCGAUAACCGAAGAAAUCCCAAGAAGAGUUUGAACAAGAAGGAGAUACUUGUGCCAGAGGAGACCCUCGCCCUGUUUUCUGGUGUGACUCGUUAUACCUUGAAAGAGAAUAUUUGGUACAUCCCGCUUCAUAAUGGAUGCCGUGUGCACAUCCUACCUGCAAGUCAGAGCAAGGGAUUACUCCGUCGAGUCAUUUUGAGUGCCACGGACCAUAUUAUGGCGCUGGUGGAAGGGCGUUUUACCCGCGCACAGAGCCUACAAGCUAUGGGAGAUCCACUUGUUGAUAUCCACAAACCACCGGUUCCGAUGUGCAUUUCUCGGGGCGCGGUGCAGCGUUCGAAGUUUCCUGUGCCGUUGAUUCGUGGAAAUUGGCAUUUCGGUGAAACGUCAGAUAGCAGCUCGAAUUUGGACGAGAUUUUGCUACCUCGUCCGGUUAUUGCCACCGUGAAGGAGUUCAACGAGCACGUUGAGGAUGUCACAUCUGCGAGGCAACCGACGCUUGAUGAGAAGGCCAUGUCUCUAUCAAAGCUUCCGCACGAGGUCCGGAUUAAACUACACCUGAAGGCGCUAUUCAUGGAAGAAGCAUACUCCAAUUACAUCUCGACUGCGGCCUUAAAUAAUGCGCUUGAAUUCCUCUGUCGGCAUGAGUUCCUUGAUACUGCCCGAACCUUGUUUUCAUGCACAGAGCAUGUGGCUACCACUGAUACAUAUAACAUCCUGCUGCGGGCUGCUGCGAAGCGUCAGGAUGUGGCUGUCUUUCGUCACAUCCUGCGGACGAUGUCUCGAUUACACAUGCGCCCAAACCCAGAAACAUGGCUUGCAUUGCUCAGCGCCCUGGUUGACCCCAGCGAAAAAGCCCAGCUCAUUGAACAUAUGGUCCAGGGUGGUCACAUGUCCAACCUUUCCACCAUCCACAGCGCACUCCAGGAGACAAUCCAAGAUUCGCUUUUAGUGCAUCUGGACAGCGGGAAAGAUAUAGACUCCUUCAUCAGUCUCAUGACCAAUACAUGGGGCGCUAAUUGGUUCAGCCCUUCCGUGGUCGGCCAGAUGUUCAGUGUGGUCGCUCGAUUGAAGGAUUUCGAUUCUGUAGACCGGCUCAUGGAAAUCUGCAUCGACAACAAUCUCACUGUUGACAGUUAUCCGCUCAGCCAUAUUGUGCAUGCGCUGGGCGCGAACAUCCACGUGGCUUUGCAGUAUACCCUUCGGUUUUUCGAGCAUCCUUUGUUCGAGGUAACCUCGCAAAAUUGGGAGGAUUUGUUUUUGGCCGCAUUCAGACACCGCCAGUACAACAUCUGCCUGGUUAUAUGGCGGUAUUCCUGCAUGAAAAGCACCGUGACCUACAAGAUGAAGCAGGCGGUCUUGACAUCCUUAUGUCGCAACGCCUCCUUUGGCAAACCCACGAGACUCGACAGAGAUUUGUGGAGCUCCGAUGCCGGCAAGGUCAUCGUCGGCAUCGACACGCACCAUGAGAACUACAGGCUUCCAGACUCCAUUCUGGACGAGAUCCCUUCCGAAUUCCGUCACAAUCCUAUUCUCUACCUCAUAGGAUGGAAACCCAGGGGUGAGAAGCGAGAUCUCCAAAUCCGCCUUGCCAAUGCCCUCGUUAAGCGUGACAUCAUCCUUGGUGCAACCCGCUAUGUCCCCCAGCAUCCUUCCCCGAUUAUGCUGGACGCAGCGUCCAUCUUGGACAAAGAAUGGCGUGGUGUACCGCGGCCGCUGACUUGGAAGAUGCAGAACGCCAUUCAAGUUCCCAUCGUCCGCAAAGACAAAGACCGAGACCAAGGCAGAACCAAAGACCAAUAA